This is a messenger RNA of Ctenocephalides felis (cat flea), 208 nucleotides long. Its product is annotated as putative SERF-like protein. Gene Ontology annotation, cellular component: cytosol. The record is from RefSeq and is a predicted model, not a curated record. NCBI's taxonomy places the organism in Eukaryota, Metazoa, Arthropoda, Insecta, Siphonaptera, Pulicidae.
AUGACAAGAGGAAAUCAAAGAGAUUUAGCACGAGCUAAGAAUCAGAAAAAACAAACCGAAUUAGCCAAGAAGAAAUAGCGCAGAUAAAAGGGAAUGACAUUCGAGCAACGCAAACACAGGGAUGCUAAGCUGAUGCGUGAAAAACAAAGAAAAAAAGAGCAAGAAGAUGCCGCAGCCUCUGGUAACAGUUAAUUCAACAAAACACAAA